This is a messenger RNA of Myotis brandtii (Brandt's bat), 1254 nucleotides long. RefSeq lists its product as uncharacterized. The record is from RefSeq and is a predicted model, not a curated record. Lineage: Eukaryota; Metazoa; Chordata; Mammalia; Chiroptera; Vespertilionidae. The coding region runs from base 1 to 732 and encodes 243 amino acids. The transcript is spliced from 4 exons.
AUGUUUAUCGACUUCACAGCACUCGUUACCCCUCUCACAGACACCAGCAGUUUGAACGUCUUGGAAGCCCAUCUGUUUUGCGUGGGUCCACACAUCACUCUCGCCUCUCCCUCUGGGCUGCAGGCCCUCUGUGGACAGGGACCCGCCCCCCUCCCUGGAUCCCCAGCACUAACACCUCGGAGACCGCGUUACUCAGACACCUCACAGAGCACACAACGAGCAAUCGAUGAAAAAGUGUUCGCAAGCCACCGUGAAGGCUGGCAGACGCCUGUGCCCUCCCACUGUGACACAGGAGCCUCUGGACACAUCUACACCACCAGCCCCGGGCUUCUCGGCCCCACAAGUUCUGGAAGCCAUCUGCUCAGCUCUGGCUACACGGAAAUCAGGGAGCCUGUGGUUACCUCGGCAACCUCUGAUCUGAACCAAACUGCCCGUUGGGCUGCUGCCUCUCCUCCUGCCUAUCUCUACACCAGACAGGAAGUGGUCACCAAAGAAGUCAGACGGGGCCACCGGCUCCUGCCCUCUCUGACACCACUUUUCUCCUUUGUAAAAGUGGAAGUCUCUGUCCCUGUCCACCCCUCCUUGCUGUGCCCUAACUCCAAUGUCUUCUUCUGGGGGCACCAUCCCUUGAGAGGGGUGGCCUGCAAGCAAAGGGGGUGCCUCGCCCUCCACUGUUUGACCCCACACCUAGGCAAGGGAGGAGCUGGGAUAAGAGGAGGCAGAUCUCACUGACUGUGAACCGUGGCUGCUGGGGACACAUUUCAAAACGCAGGCACGAAGCUGUCCCGGCAUUCUCCCCAGCGUCCAGUCCUCGGAGGGAAGACGCAGGGCCGCGUGCCACCCUCAGAGCCAGGGCAGCUCAGUGUGGAGUGACAGACAGCAGGAGGUGCCAGUGGCCUCGAGAGGUGCCCCGGGGACCUGUGGCAGAGCCCAGAGGGCUCAGAACCGGAAGCAGCGAUGCCAGUGCCCGUUUCACCCUCCCGUCUGCCUUCACCCACCCCACCUGUCUUUUUGGUGAAACAGGAAUGGUAAAUGGCUAUGGGUUAGCCCAGAUAAAUCCUCCAAGACCUCUUUCAGCAAUGAACUCUGGUUCUCCCCGAGGGAAUUCCACAGGCAGCAGAACCAGGGGCGGGUGAGGGAGGCAACAGCGAAUGUGAAAGAGGUCGCCAGGCAGCGGUCACCAGCCUCGCCCUGCAGACUGAACCCCACGGACGUGUUUGGGUUAGACUUCAGAAAUCCAGGGGUUUCCCAGGA